Messenger RNA from Rotaria socialis, 411 nucleotides. The record is from the annotation of a GenBank genome assembly. Lineage: Eukaryota; Metazoa; Rotifera; Eurotatoria; Philodinida; Philodinidae.
AUGACGAAUAUGAAACCUGUACUAUUGUUAUUUCCAAAAACUUUGCUGAAAUCAUUUACUGAUAUCAAUGAACUCCCAUUGUCUUAUCGACAUCUUAAUAAAGGAAGACUAUUUACAGUAGGUGACCAUAAAGUUCGAGCUCGACAUCAAAAUGAUUCGAAUGCUGAAUUGUUUUGUUUUCAAAAAAGCACCAAUGGAAAUGAAGCACACUUAGUUUCCUCGUCAGUGGAAACUUUUUCAUUAGUUCAAGAUAUUGAUCCACCUGCCGAUUGUGUACCAAAAGAAAUCACUUUUCGGCCAGAAUUUCCACAGCAAUUAAAAAUUCGUUGUUUACCAUUUGGUUCAGAUGAACCAAAAGUUGUUGUCUCGAAGUCAUCAAAGAAAAAGAAAAAAAAGCGAUUAACUGAUUAA